CCGGUCUGCAGAGAUAAAAAAUAAGAGACUUGGGACGCACCCAUGACGUUAUCACGUUGUGUGACUUCCUGUACACGCAAGGUUCGUUCCGCAAAUAGUCCGCUGUUCUGGUUCAGAAGGCCAAAUAGCGUAUUUCGCUUCGAAGACGUGAUGGCUGCAACGUUGCGUUUACUUUACUCCGUGUCAAGGCCAGGCACGUUUGUGGCCAGGCAGAAUCUAGUGAGGUCCUUCAGUGUAUCCACACAAAGGGAAGGAUUCAAGUAUGUGAAUGCCCAGGAGAUCCCUACAGACAUGAAGUCCAUCACAGACCGAGCUGCUCAGACGCUGCUGUGGACAGAGCUCUUCAGAGGUCUGGGCAUGACAAUGAGCUACCUGUUCAGAGAGCCCGCCACCAUCAACUACCCGUUUGAGAAGGGGCCGCUGUCGCCUCGCUUCAGAGGAGAACACGCCCUGCGCAGGUAUCCUUCAGGAGAGGAGCGCUGCAUCGCCUGCAAGCUGUGUGAAGCUAUCUGCCCUGCCCAGGCCAUCACUAUCGAAGCAGAGACUCGUGCUGACGGCAGCAGGAGGACGACUCGCUACGACAUCGACAUGACCAAAUGCAUCUACUGCGGCUUCUGUCAGGAAGCGUGUCCUGUGGACGCCAUCGUAGAGGGUCCUAACUUUGAGUUUUCCACUGAAACCCACGAAGAACUGCUCUACAACAAGGAGAAGCUCCUCAACAACGGAGACAAGUGGGAAGCAGAGAUAGCUGCCAACAUACAAGCUGAUUACCUCUACCGAUAGACACCCCACACACACACACACACACACACACACACACACACUGAGUGGACAGUUAGCACAUACCAGCAUAACCUCUCUCACACACACAUACGUCCAUACUGUACAUACUGUAAGAAGACAGACUCAGCUGUGAUGGAUGUGCUUCAGGAUUGGAUUUGGGUUUGCCGAUGCAUCUUUUAUUUCAAACAAAACAUUACCAACACAUUUCCCCUGGUGUCAGUGUCAUCCUCUUCUGAUAUGAUGAAUAUACUUUGAUAUGUUUCAGAUUUUUACCAUGUCAAUGUUUGGAUUCCAUAUUUAUUGUAGAAUGAUGAAUACUACACUGGCUGUCAGUGUGAUGAGUGUACAACAGUCCAGCUGUCUCAGCACAGUCCAGUCUGUGAUCAUCCAGUGAGGACCAUGUGGUUGGGUCUGCACAGUCCCACUGAACUAAAAAGCAAGGAGACUGAGUCAUGCUGUGACAGUUUCAGUGCUGUACACUGAUGGUAGAUUGCAGACUUCAUCCUGGAUUGAUUCUGAUUCUGAUGUCCUACACAAGUAUACAUUAUUGUGGAUUAUUGUUAUUAUCCUGGGUGUCGGUGCAGAGUUUUCGUGCUGUUUCCACCCUGACUUAAAUAAUAAAAUUCUGGGAGAAACACUAAA
This is a messenger RNA of Siniperca chuatsi (mandarin fish), 1425 nucleotides long. It is a transcript of the gene ndufs8a, whose product is annotated as NADH:ubiquinone oxidoreductase core subunit S8a. Gene Ontology annotation, cellular component: membrane. The transcript has 8 exons. Bases 43 to 783 code for a protein of 246 amino acids. Gene Ontology annotation, molecular function: 4 iron, 4 sulfur cluster binding; NADH dehydrogenase activity. NCBI's taxonomy places the organism in Eukaryota, Metazoa, Chordata, Actinopteri, Centrarchiformes, Sinipercidae. Gene Ontology annotation, biological process: mitochondrial electron transport, NADH to ubiquinone; mitochondrial respiratory chain complex I assembly. The record is from RefSeq and is a predicted model, not a curated record.